CCUUCCUCAUCAUGGCGUGGAGGGAGAUACUCAGGCUGCCUGCUCUCAUUGCCACUGUGUGUGGGCGCCGCUCUGAGAUGCACCGUGGCCCUGUGACCCCCACGCCGACCCUGACUGGCCCUUCCUCUCUGCAGGCCUCCGGGACUGCUCAUGCUGCCCUGGGCCAGCAGGCUUUCACCGUGAACAUGAGGAAGCCACUAUGUUCCCACUCCCUGGUUGGCGUCUGCACACUCAUCUCUUUGACUUCGGCUGUCAUUCUGGGUCAUCUCAUGCUCCGUGACUUAAUGCUGUUUCCCCAAGACCCUCAACAGUCCUCUCCAGAACUGCAGAAGACCUGGUUUAGACCUCACCACCAGGAAGGUUCCCGACCAGGGCCGCCCCAGCGCAUGCAGGAGCACGCUGACCAGCCUGCAGUGGUGCCCACGAAGUGUGAUGUACCCCCCAACAGCCGCUUUGACUGCGCCCCAGACAAGGGCAUCUCCCAGGAACAGUGUGAGGCCCGCGGCUGCUGCUACGUCCCAGCAGGGCAGGCGCUGAUGGGACAACCCUGGUGUUUCUUCCCUCCCAACUACCCAAGCUACCGGCUGGAGAACUUGAGCUCCACGGAGAUGGGUUACACAGCCACCCUGACCCGUACCAGCCCGACCUUCUUCCCGAAAGAUGUGCUGAGCUUGCAGCUAGAUGUGCUGAUGGAGACCGAGAGCCGUCUCCACAUUGUGAUCAAAGAUCCUGCUAAUCAGCGCUACGAGGUGCCGGUGGAGACCCCGCAUGUCCUGAGCCGGGCACCAUCUCCGCUCUAUAGUGUGGAAUUCUCAGGGGAUCCCUUUGGAGUGAUUGUCCGCAGGAAGCUGGAUGACCGGGUGCUGCUGAACACUACCGUGGCCCCGUUGUUCUUUGCUGACCAGUUCCUGCAGCUGUCCACGUCCCUGCCCUCCCAGCACAUCACGGGCCUCGCCGAGCACCUCAGCCCGCUCAUGCUCAGCACCGAGUGGACUCGGGUCACCCUCUGGAACCGGGACGUGUCACCCUUGCCAGGUGCCAACCUCUAUGGGUCACACCCUUUCUACCUGGCACUGGAGGACGGUGGCUUGGCUCAUGGUGUCUUCCUGCUGAACAGCAACGCCAUGGAUGUUGUCCUGCAGCCCAGCCCAGCCCUGACCUGGAGGUCGACAGGUGGGAUCUUGGAUGUGUACGUGUUCCUAGGCCCAGAGCCCAAAAGCGUCGUGCAGCAGUACCUGGAAGUUGUGGGACGCCCGUUCAUGCCGCCGUACUGGGGCCUGGGUUUUCAUCUCUGCCGCUGGGGCUACUCCUCCACUGCCAUCGUCCGCCAGGUGGUGGAGAACAUGACCAGAGCACACUUCCCCCUGGAUGUACAGUGGAAUGACCUGGACUACAUGGACGCCCGCAGGGACUUCACCUUCAACCAGGACGGCUUUGCGGACUUCCCAGACAUGGUGCGAGAGCUCCACCAGGGUGGCCGGCGCUACGUAAUGAUAGUGGACCCUGCCAUCAGCAGUGCGGGCCCCGCUGGGAGUUACAGGCCCUACGACGAGGGUCUUCGGAGGGGCGUGUUCAUCACCAAUGAGACUGGGCAGCCACUGAUCGGGAAGGUGUGGCCUGGAUCUACUGCCUUCCCCGAUUUCACCAACCCUGAGACCCUUGACUGGUGGAAGGACAUGGUCUCCGAGUUCCACGCACAGGUGCCCUUCGACGGAAUGUGGAUUGACAUGAACGAACCGUCUAACUUCAUUAGAGGCUCUCAGUGGGGUUGCCCUGACAACGAACUGGAGAACCCACCCUAUGUGCCCGGGGUAGUCGGCGGGGCCUUGCAGGCAGCUACCAUCUGUUCCUCCAGCCGCCAGUUCCUCUCCACACACUACAACCUCCACAACCUGUACGGCCUGACCGAAGCCAUCGCCUCCAACAGGGCCCUGGUGAAGACUCGGGGAGCACGACCCUUUGUGAUCUCCCGCUCAACCUUCGCGGGCCAUGGCCGAUACGCUGGCCACUGGACCGGGGAUGUGUGGAGCUCCUGGGAGCAUCUGUCUUACUCCGUGUCAGAGAUCCUGCAGUUUAACCUGGUAGGCGUGCCCCUGGUGGGGGCGGACAUCUGCGGCUUCCUGGGAAACACGUCCGAGGAGCUGUGUAUACGCUGGACCCAGUUGGGGGCCUUCUACCCCUUUAUGCGGAAUCACAAUGACCUCAGAAGCAUGCCUCAGGAGCCAUACAGGUUCAGCCAGACAGCGCAGCAGGCCAUGAGGAAGGCCUUCACUUUGCGCUAUGCCCUUCUGCCCUACCUGUACACCCUCUUCCAUGGAGCCCACGUCAGAGGGGACACAGUGGCCCGGCCCCUCUUCCUGGAGUUCCCCGAGGAUCCCAGCACCUGGUCCGUGGACCGCCAGCUCUUGUGGGGGUCGGCCCUGCUCAUCACACCUGUGCUCGAGCCUGGGAAAACUGAAGUGUCUGGCUACUUUCCCGAGGGCACAUGGUACAACCUGCAGACGGUGCCAGUGGAGGGUCUUGGCAGCCUCCCAUCGCCUCCGUCAUCUCCGCCAUCAGCCCUCAGGUCUGCUGUCCACAGCAAAGGGGAGUGGUUGACACUGGAAACCCCCCUGGAUACCAUCAAUGUGCACCUGAGGGCAGGAUACAUCAUCCCACUGCAGGGUCCCAGCCUCACAACCACGGAAUCCCGAAAGCAGCCCAUGGCCCUGGCUGUGGCCCUAACAGCAAGCGGCGAGGCCAGUGGGGAGCUGUUCUGGGAUGAUGGGGAGAGUCUUGAUGUUCUGAAACAUGGGGCCUACACACUGGUCACCUUCUCUGCCAAGAACAGCACCAUUGUGAACGAGUUAGUGCACCUGGCCCGGGAGGGGGCUGACCUGCAGCUGAGGGAGGUGACUGUCUUGGGAGUAGCCACAGCCCCUACACAUGUCCUUUCCAACGGCAUCCCUGUGUCCAACUUCACCUACAGCCCUGACAGCAAGACCCUGGCCAUCCCUGUCUCGCUGCUCGUGGGAGAACAGUUUCAGAUCGACUGGUCCUAACAGAGCACGCCCGCG
Molecule: messenger RNA, 3056 nt
Organism: Phodopus roborovskii (desert hamster)
Lineage: Eukaryota; Metazoa; Chordata; Mammalia; Rodentia; Cricetidae
Gene: Gaa
Product: alpha glucosidase
Exons: 19
Coding region: 12-3041 (1009 amino acids)
Biological process (GO): lysosome organization; glycogen catabolic process
Cellular component (GO): lysosomal membrane
Molecular function (GO): alpha-1,4-glucosidase activity; carbohydrate binding
Source: RefSeq, a predicted model, not a curated record